Messenger RNA from Coffea arabica (coffee), 1649 nucleotides. Its product is annotated as nucleosome assembly protein 1;4-like. NCBI's taxonomy places the organism in Eukaryota, Viridiplantae, Streptophyta, Magnoliopsida, Gentianales, Rubiaceae. Gene Ontology annotation, cellular component: nucleus. Gene Ontology annotation, biological process: nucleosome assembly. The record is from RefSeq and is a predicted model, not a curated record.
UCGCUAACACAAACAAACCGCCCACUCGCCCCUCUCUGCUUCGGUCUUUCUCCCGAAUUCUCUCGCAUAAAAGCCCUCUUUCUCGUUCACUUUCCCUCCUUUUCUCUUCAACCUUUUUGGUUCCUCCCCCUUGUUUUUGAUUUCUUUAUUCCUUAUUUUAUCCAUUUUCUAGGUUUUAAGUUUCAAUUUCUUCGCGAUCUCGCCAAAGAUGAAUAAUAGCACCGAUAAAGAUCAGUUGGAUGUGUCUGAUCUCGGCUCCGCCCUCCCCGCUGCCGCCGCCGCUUUAAGCGAGGAGGACCGUGCUGGGUUAGUUAAUGCCCUCAAGGAUAAACUUCAGCAUUUGGCUGGGGAGCAUUCGGAUAUUAUGGAGACUCUCUCUCCCAAGGUUCGAAAGCGUGUGGAAUUUUUAAGAGAGCUUCAGAGCCAACAUGAUGAGCUGGAGUCAAAGUUCUUCGAAGAGAGGGCUGCACUGGAAGCUAAAUACCAGAAGCUCUAUGAACCACUCUAUACAAAGAGAUACCAAAUAGUUAAUGGUGUUCUUGAAGUUGAAGGAGUUGGUGAUGCUUCCAAGGGUGACGAGGGAGACAAAGGGACAGAAGAAAAAGGUGUUCCCAACUUCUGGUUGAUGGCGAUGAAGACUAAUGAAAUAUUGGCAGAAGAGAUUUCAGAGCGUGAUGAGGAGGCUCUAAAAUAUCUCAAGGAUAUCAAGUGGUGCAGGAUUGAUAGUCCGAAGGGUUUCAAGCUUGAGUUCUUUUUUGAUGCUAAUCCAUUUUUCAAGAACACUGUCUUGACAAAAACUUAUCACAUGAUUGAUGAUGAUGAACCUAUACUAGAGAAAGCUAUAGGGGCGGAAAUUGAAUGGUAUCCUGGCAAAUGCUUGACGCAGAAGGUUUUGAAGAAAAAGCCAAGAAAGGGGUCAAAGAACGUGAAACCUAUAACUAAGACUGAAAAUUGUGAAAGCUUUUUCAAUUUCUUCAACCCUCCGCAAGUGCCUGAGGAUGAUGACGAUAUUGAUGAGGAUACUGCUGAAGAACUCCAGAACUCAAUGGAGCAAGACUAUGAUAUUGGUUCAACAAUACGAGACAAAAUUAUUCCUCAUGCUGUGUCAUGGUUUACGGGCGAGGCUGUUCAUGGAGAUGAUUUUGAAGAUAUGGAUGAUGAUGAAGAUGACGAGGAUGAUGAGGAGGAAGACGAUGAAGAUGAGGAGGUAGAUGAAGAAGAUGAUGAGGAUAAGGUGGAUAGCAAGAAUAGAAAGAAGUCUACCAGAUCAAAGGUUAGCCGAGUGUAAGAUCACAAGGUCAGGAAGGUCAUCAGACUGAACGCCCUCCAGAAUGCAAGCAACAGUAGAUGUAAAUCCUAAAUUGCUAAGCAGUUGAAUGUGUAUCGGGAGCAGUUUUAUUGUCCUUGCUUGUUGAUAGUUUUGCUUGUAUUCAUCCUGGUGUAUUCUGAAGCCUUUUGUUUAAUUUUCCCUGUCCCCGGCAUUCCAUCUUUCCUCGUCCCCCCCCCCUCUCUCUCUCUCUCUCUCUCUCUCUCUCUUUAAGCUUCUAAAUGCUGUUGGGUUGAUCAUGGCACCUUGAGAUAUGGUUGGGAGAAUUGUGAUAUUUUCCCUUCUUAUGUAUUGGAUUUUAUGGUUUCUUAUUUCUUUCUAA